AUACUUGUUUUGAAGUCUUUUUGCCUAGAAGCUACAAAAGCAAAAAAGCAAAACAUCGAAACACCUAACAUUUCGAAAUGGCGCAAAAUGGCACUUGGUCAAGCAGUAGUGGAGCAAGUUCAAAUUCAUCAACAGCACCACCUAGCGGAAGAGGAACAACUGGUUUUGGAACUGCACCUCCACAGGAAGAGCGAUUAGUGGUUGUAGUGCGCGUGAGGCCAUGUUUUGAGCAAACUGAUAGAUGUAUUGAAGUCAUAUCAAAUAAAUCUUUAUUUUUUGAUGAUGGUGGCAAGAGUCGACCGCGCAAAUAUUCCUAUGAUCAUGUCUUUAAGGAAGGGGACUCACAGGAAAUGGUGUAUAAAACGACAACAGCUCCUUUGGUAAGAGAUGUUCUAAAUGGUUACAACGCCGCUGUUUUUGCGUACGGUGCUACGGGAUCUGGAAAAACACACACAAUGCUCGGACCUUGUAGAAAAAAAACUAUUUCAUCUAGCACAACAGCUGAGCGAGGAGUUUCUACAGCGGUAGCUUACGAUUCUGAUCCCAAUAACAAUGACAGCGGACUUAUGGUGCGCGCUAUAGAGGAGAUAUUUAAAUAUGUAGAAAUAGCGAAGGAAACAAAUAUAUGUCAAGUUUCUAUUUCAUACUUGGAAAUUUAUAAUGAACUUAUACGCGAUCUGCUUAAUCCAGGUGGUCCUUUGGAAUUACGUGAAGACAAUCGUGGUCAACGCAUCACUGUUGCAGGACUUUCCGAGAUAACUACCACAAGUCAUCAGCAUGUCAUAUCUUUGCUUAUGAAAGGUAAUAAAGCCCGUACGAUGGAACCAACUGCUGCAAAUCAGACAUCAUCACGUAGUCAUGCAUUGCUUAGCAUUACUGUGCAAACAAAGACUCCACUUGGCACAAAGCAAGGCCGUCUGUUUCUCACAGACUUAGCUGGUUCGGAACGUGCGAAAAAAACGAAAAAUCGUGGUAAACGCUUACAGGAAGGCGCACAUAUUAACCGGAGCCUUCUGGCAUUAGGUAAUUGCAUUAACGCUUUGUCUGGUGGUGCACGUUAUGUUAAUUACCGAGACUCAAAGCUCACUCGUCUAUUGAAGGAAGCGCUUAGUGGGAAAUGCAAAACAGUAAUGAUAGCACAUGUUGCACCUGAAGGAAAACAUCGCGAUGAAACGAAAAACACUUUAGUUUAUGCAGAUCGAGCGAAUAGUAUCUCUACUCGUUUACAAAAUUCUGUUUAUAUUGAUGAAGUGAAGGAUUUUCCCACAAAACAUUAUCAAAAUCUUGUUUCGGAAUUACGCGAAGAAGUUACGCGAUUGCGCUCCAAAAUGCUCACCGACAGACCUCGUAGUGGUGCCGCCGCCUCAAUAUCGACACAACCUCUUAAUGAUGAAGAUGAUGAAAAACGUAAAGCUGAAUUAAGAUACUUAAGAGAACAAAUAGUCUUAACUUUUAAACAACAAAUGAAACUGAGGCGUAAAUUACUGGAAGCUGAGAGUCAUUUAUUGGGUUUGGAACUAGAUGCUGAACGUCAACAUAUGAUUAUAUCACAUUGGCAAGGGCGUUUAGGAAAGCUUUACGAUCUGCCUGGAGAUGAAGAUAUAGAAUCUGAAGGGUCUGUUGCUUUAAAAAAUGCUUGGGGAGAAUUAGCUGCUAUUGAGAAAGAAACAAGGCGAUAUAAAGAAAUACGUGAACGAACUGAACAAGAGCUUGAAAUGUGUAGGCAAAAAGGUGUCCAACUAGAAGACGAACUUCCUGAACGUAUAAGUAGUGAUGAAGAACGGGAGCUGUUAGCUUUACUUUGUAGAGUACAUGAAUUAGAAGCCGACAAAGUAUCUUUACAGGCGGAACGCUUGGCGAGACAGGCUGAACUGCGAAGACGUGACCUACAGUUAUUGCGAGCAGAACGUCAACGCAGAUUAUGUGAAGAUAUCAUAAGUUCACAACGUAGACUCAUUGAGGAAGGGAAUGUUGAACUGCCUGAUGAGCUUAGAGAAUUAUAUGGCCUAUACCAGCAAGAAAUACAUGCGGGUUCUGUUACGCCGGGCACAUCAUAUGAAAGGAAAUUACCUCCAAUUUACACAGCUGGUUCUGAAUCACCGGAAUCGAGUUCAGGUUCCGAAUGGUCGCCGUCUUCACCACUGCCACCCAUAGAAGGACAUAUGGCUACUAUUUCUUCUGCAGAGUACAUAUCAGCUCAUGAAGGUCCUGACCGCCAUAUGGGACCAGUAGUGAACCCACGUUUGCCUAAGUUACCAGCAACAAGUACUUCUACAAUGCGUCGUGCAUAUAGAGUCUCUAAGCAGUCUUCUACUUAAAUUGUAUAUUUAUUUUUAUUGAAAAAUGAUAAGUAGUUGUAAUUGCUCAGGGAAAAGUUAAGUUG
This is a messenger RNA of Teleopsis dalmanni, 2383 nucleotides long. It is a transcript of the gene Kif19A, whose product is annotated as kinesin-like protein KIF19. The record is from RefSeq and is a predicted model, not a curated record. The transcript has 8 exons. NCBI's taxonomy places the organism in Eukaryota, Metazoa, Arthropoda, Insecta, Diptera, Diopsidae. Gene Ontology annotation, molecular function: microtubule motor activity; microtubule binding; ATP binding. Bases 78 to 2318 code for a protein of 746 amino acids. Gene Ontology annotation, biological process: microtubule-based movement.